This is a messenger RNA of Haliotis rubra (blacklip abalone), 502 nucleotides long. RefSeq lists its product as uncharacterized. NCBI's taxonomy places the organism in Eukaryota, Metazoa, Mollusca, Gastropoda, Lepetellida, Haliotidae. Bases 1 to 456 code for a protein of 151 amino acids. The record is from RefSeq and is a predicted model, not a curated record. The transcript is spliced from 6 exons.
AUGGCCAGCCCAUUUUCCAUUGUUGCAGCAACAGGGCAACCCUGUAAGGAUGUUGACGUGGACUGUGCUGAGUACGACACAACGUGGUGCUCUGACCCAAAGUACGAAGCAUGGGCGAUCUACAAAUGUCCACAACACUGCUCAAAAUGUAACGUCGCAGAUCUGCAAUCAAAACCUCUGACAUUGUGCCAAGACAACGUUGACUGUAGGUUGUAUGGCCAGACAGCAUGUGGUGGAACACACCAAGCAUGGGCGCAACAGCACUGUCCGGAAUACUGUGGCUUUUGUGAAGGAAUUAACCGACCCCCAAGUCAUGCGUGGAUGCGAUUCCUAACUGUGGUCAAUACGCCACCAUCUGCAGAAACCAAAGCUUCACCAUAUGGGUUGAUGACAACUGUAAAAACCUGCGGCCUCUGUCCAGUUAAGGAUGAUGCCGAUAUUUUGUUGCGGUCUUAAAGAUUCAUUUAAUCCACCUCAUCUGUUCCCCGACUGGCUGCAGAUU